UCUCUUUUUUAGUUAACUAUAAUCCUGUAACUUGGCAGUUGUUUCGAGUUACUUGGACAACAAAACUACAAUUAAUACAAGAGAAUGUUAGAUUUAGCACUUUCAGAAAAUGGCACUAAAAUUGGUCUGGCCACUUCCAGUGAUGAAGAAUAUCCGCCAGAAAAUAUAAUCGAUGGUAAGACUGAAACAUUUUGGACAAUGACAGGUCUUUUCCCACAAGAGUUUGUACUCAGUUUUCCAUCACUAAUGGAGAUCAAUGAAAUUGUUAUAUUAUGUUGUAAUGUGGCAGACUUGAGAAUUGAAUCAAGUAUGAAAAGUAGCCUAGACUCCGGUGACUGGAAUUUUCUGGCUGAAAGCACAUUACCUAUGUUGGAGUCAGAACUAACAGAAGAAAAGUUUUUAGUUAAUGCCAAAGUUCAAUAUUUAAGAUUCCUCAUUCUAUCAGGACACGACAGUUUUGCCUCCGUACACAAAGUAUCAAUAAAUGGCACUUCAGUUCGUUAACGCAGUCCUACAUUUUCACAUGUUCACAUUUUUAUUCAUCCAAAAACCUUUUAUGUCUGUUAAUUAUAUAUUUUAAAAUCAGGAUUUACCUUUGGGCAGUUUGAAUGUUAUUUAAUAAAACAAUAAUUGUAUAAUUGGUUGAAUGUUCAAAUAUAAGAGAGGAAUUGUAAUUAAUUGGAACUAAGACAGACUGCUAUUAAAUACUUCUUAUUUUGACCAGA
Messenger RNA from Octopus sinensis (East Asian common octopus), 725 nucleotides. RefSeq names its product intraflagellar transport protein 25 homolog. The record is from RefSeq and is a predicted model, not a curated record. The transcript has 4 exons. Lineage: Eukaryota; Metazoa; Mollusca; Cephalopoda; Octopoda; Octopodidae. Bases 85 to 504 code for a protein of 139 amino acids. Gene Ontology annotation, biological process: intraciliary transport. Gene Ontology annotation, cellular component: cilium; centrosome; intraciliary transport particle B.